GAAAAAGGGUGGGAGGGGGCUUGGUCACAGUACACGGAAAUGACCACGAGCAUCCUUCCUGAGCAGCUCCCUGUAACACCUGGAUCAGCAGAGCAUGGGCUUGAAGAUGAGCCGAUUGAACCACUGUUCACCCAGAACAACCGGUGCUCACAGCUUUACUGCACCGUUUGUUUGUGAGUGAAAGCAUCCCUGUCCUCUCCUCCCGUUUGCCAUCAGCACUAAUCCAGCACAGGUUCAUGAUGAGCCAGGAGUGUAUUCCAAAAAAACCACAGCAUGGGACAUAAUGGAUGAGAUGCCAGUUAAUUACAAGGCACAACAAACACACACAGCCUCUUCUGCUCUCUUCGCCCUCACCAUCAUUAUCAUCAACCAAUCAUCUAUCGUCGACAGAGGUCUGGAGAGUUUGGAGAUGACCACCUGGGACAGAGGUCUUGGCUUUUCGAAUUGCUGUGUCCUUAACAUCAGGAUGUAAACAUUCACCAAAGAAACAAGCAGGAUGACCAACGUGGAUUUGUCCAGCUUAAUUAGCAUGGUGCACUAGCGAGGAACCCGAUUCGACUGUGUCCAAUCAGGCUGUCACCACAGGGUCAUCUCUGCGACAUCGCAUCAUUUCCUGCCCUGGUGUAUCUGUCAUGAGGGCCUCCAGGGGUGGAUUAGUGGAGAAAAGCCUCACCUGUUUGGGACCUCAGCUUGGCUCCAGCCUCCCGCUAUGACUUCGGACACGGAACUGGAUGCUGCCGCCAAGCUGGAUCAGGAGCGGGCUGACAUCGUGUCCAAGUAUGACCAGGGGAAAGAGGGUGCUGUGGUGGAGCCUUGGGAGGACGCCAACUUCCACCUCUACAAGGUGAUCGACAGGUUUGGCUUCCUGCACGAGACUGAGCUGCCAUCCUACGACUCCGUGGAAGAAAAGCAAAAGCACCAGGAAGUGGAGAGGACUGCGAAAUGGCUGAAGAUGCUGAAGAACUGGGACAAGUACAAGAGCAGCGACAAGCUGGUGAGGAGGAUCUACAAGGGCAUCCCUCUGCAGCUCAGGGGUCAAGUGUGGUGCCUCCUACUGGACAUCCCCAAAAUUAAGGAGGAGAAGAAGGACUUUUAUGAGAAGCUGAAGUUACGGGCAAGAGGGACUUCGCCGGACAUCCGUCAGAUCGACCUGGACGUGAACCGCACGUACCGUGACCACAUCAUGUUCAUGCACCGUUAUGACGUCAAGCAGCAGGCCCUGUUCCACGUCCUGACGGCCUACUCCGUGUACAACGCGGAGGUGGGCUACUGCCAGGGCAUGAGUCAGAUCACAGCGUUGCUCCUCAUCUACAUGAACGAGGAGGACGCCUUCUGGGCGCUGGUGAAGCUGCUGUCUGGGCAGAAGCACGCCAUGCACGGGUUCUUCAUUCCUGGUUUUCCAAAGCUGAUGCGGUUUCAGGAGCACCACGACCGUGUUCUGAAAAAGAUGAUGCCCAAACUCAAGCAGCACCUGGACAAUCAAGAAGUGUUCACCAGCCUUUACACCAUGAAAUGGUUCUUCCAGUGUUUCCUGGACAGGACCCCGUUCACCUUGACCCUCAGGAUUUGGGACAUCUACAUCCUGGAAGGGGAACGAGUUCUCUCCACCAUGUCCUACACCAUACUCAAGCUGCACAAAAAGCAUCUAAUGAAGCUCUCCAUGGAGGAGCUGGUGGAGUUCCUGCAGGUCACCCUCGCCAAGGACUUCUUCUUCGAUGACGACUUUGUCAUCGACCAGCUGCAGAACUGCAUGUCGGAGCUGAGGCGUUCCAAAUUGGAGCUGCCCGCCCCAGGUAAAGAGGAUGAGUUUCCGAAGAAGCCCAUGGGGCAACUACCCCCCGAGCCCCCAGCCUCUGUUAAGCACAUAAUCAAUGGGCAAAGCCUCAACAUCCAGCGGAGGGCGGAGCUGAAUCCAGCAGCCGGAGUCUCCCUGGAGCCGAGGACGGAUCUAGGGGUGGAGUCUGAGCACCAGAAGGAGCGCCGGGCCAGCAGCCGGGCGAGGAGGGAUUCUCUGGAGCGACUUGUGCGCCAACACAGGGCAGAGAAGAAGGAAGCUCUCUCUGGGAUGACUGUGGAGGCGGAGCCUGGAAGACAGCAGCCAAUCCCAGGCCAGGCAGCGUCUCAGGCUGCUGCAGCAGCCACCACUAAGUCACUAGACCAUACCUUGGCCAACCAUAACUCCAGUGUGACUUCCGGUACACACAGGGACAUUACGCCCCGUUGGGUGAAGCCCUCCGAGGACAAGCUGGCGGAGGUUGGAAGGGGACUUGCCCUGUCCUCCGGUCAGGGUGGUUUGCUGCUGCCCUCGCUGAAUGGAACUGAGGAUUCCCAUUCUAACCAGCGCUGGCCAGCUUCCAGGUCCCGCUUCUUCCGGCCACGAUUCAAUCGGGGCUCAAAUGCCUCACAGUACGACAAUGUGAGUGAGUCCGAGUUGGAAAGCCCAGUACAAGACGAGAUGGAGGGACCGCCCGGCCGGACUAUUCGAGAAGACAGGCAGCCUCUGCAGAAAAGCAACCCAACCCAAGCUCCCGGGAGCUCCAGAACCAGGCCACAGCCCCAGAAACAUGAGUAUCAGGUUGAUGGGCAGACCCAAAGGCUGGUGGAGUGUUCUGGUUCCUCCUCAUCCCAGCAUCCUCCAGCACAGCACAGGCUACAGGAGCAGCAGCAUAAUGCAAGCCUAGAAGAGCACCCUUACGGCCGCGCCCUACGCCCGAACAUGCGACCUUCCCUCAAUACAGCCUCCACAAGCGCCUUCUACACUAGUCAACCUACUGGGUCCCCUCCAGCACCGUCAGGGCACAGUGCCCAGCUAGACAGCACCUACCUGACACAGCCUACCAAACCUGUUGGCAUGUCCACCUACAAUCCCAGGGUUGACCACGGACAGGAGGGUUGCAUAGCACAGCCAGCACUCCGCAGGCCAGAGUGGCUGGGAGGUGGCAGGGAGUCAGCGGGCCUCACCGCCGAGAAUACCCAUCCGCCGUGGACCAUUCCUAAGUCACCCAGGUUCCAGAAGGCACAAACGUCCCCAGUGCAAGAGUUCAACUGCCCUGUUGGGACAGAGGGCCCUCUCCGAUACAGGGCACAGUAUCAGCAACCGGUGCCCCCAGUGUACGGAGGACCACGCUACAGGCACACUCAAGAUCCAUUCGCUAUGCAGGAGUCCAUGUUGAUCUGAAACACAGCCGGGACAAAAUAUUGCGAUUUUUCUGGUUUAUAUAACAUCUUUUCCGAAGCUGUGUUGGAACACCAUUAGCUUUUGUGGAUAGUAUUUUGAACUGACUGAUUUUUUUUGUCCUUAAGUGAUUGUUGGUAAUUAACAGCAGUGCAGUUAAUUUUCUGUGCUGUCAUAAUUUUAAAAGAAAUGUACAGUAAGACUAACUUUAAUAUACUGAACCAUUUACAGGUUCAUUGCUGACACUGAGGGCAUACCCUGCAUAUUUGUGUCUGUGUGUGUGUGUGUGUGUGUGUGUGUGUGUAUAUAUAUAUAUAUAUAUAUAUAUAUAUAUAUAUAUUCUCACACACACACCUUUAUUAUUUUUACUGGGUUUUAUUCAGAUGUCUAAUUGAGAGGUGAGUUUAUUUUAUAUGGAAAUAUAUUUUUCCCCCGAAUCGGAAAUAAAAUAUAGUUUCAGUGUUAUUGUAGCUCAGUAGUUUCAAAUACUGUCCUAUUUCAGUCAUGUUUCCACAGCUCGCAUCAGCCCUGUAAUCUUACAGAUCAAAUUAAGAUGUAGUAAAGAUGCCGCUUUUUGAUGGUGAAAAUAUAUAUUCAUUUAAUCACGAAGUAUCUUUAGCUGACAAGCGAACAUUGUUCAGUCCCUUUCUAUAGCCCGCAUAUUUUCUGCUGACUCCCUUGAAGAUAGUGUACUAAUCUGUCUAGAUGUUCCCAGUUCAAUUACUCUCACUGCCUGAUGCUGAACUCUAGAUCAUUAUUGUUAUUUUUAUCUGAAGAGUAAACAGGAUAUUUUUCCCCCUUAAGUACCAAUAAUGAUGUGCUGUAGACUCAAACUAGAUGCUAAAACAAUGUUACAGACCCAUAAUAUAGACUAAAUUAUUAUGAUAUUGCAGUUUGCAUUUUACAGUAUGUGUAACAGAUUAUAAAUAUCAGAAAGAUGUCUGGGUACACUAACCACAAUCGGAGUUUUCUGAGUAAAUUGUAAGUGCAGGUGUCUGUAUCUAACAUAGGCUAUAUAAAUUAACAUGUGUUUGUUAAUUAUCCAUAUUCACACAGAACUGACAGAUCACUGGUAAUACAGUAGUUAGACUUCACUUUUUGAUUAAAUUAGAUUUUACUGUCAUAAUUCAUAACUUAGAUUAUACUGUGUCAUGAUUCAAACCUAUAAAUGAGGGAAAAUGGAUUAGAGUUUUCGACUUUUAUAAAAGUGAUCAUGAUAAUCCAUGUCAGAAGGGUUGAUUGAAAUGUUAGUUUACAAACCCUGUCGUAGCUCAGUGUCCUCCCUGGCAUGGAGCUGAUCACAUUAACUUUUAUUUUUCUGAAAUAUGACAGUAAGUAGGCCUUUGUGAGAAGAGUCAGUGCCCUUUCCUUAAAAGGAUGUUUAAGACGCUACACUCAUUUAAGGCAGACUAUAGCAUAUUUUGACUAUAGCAUGUUUCCUGUUGGUUUAAUUCUUAUGCAAAUCAGAAACAGCCCUACACUUGUGUGGUUCACGAACUAGUAGUUCCUUUUGAAUUAUUCCUUUAAGUGAACGAAAUAAUCUUGGUUGUUUAGCCGAUUCCUGCAUUUUUCUAUACCUGCCAAUGAGAAAACAUCAAAGCACACAACAAAGGAAAAGUCAGCAACUCUAAACGAAUCCUAUAGUCGAACAAACUCAUAAGAGCUGAUUCAUUGAAAGGAAGUACGGCUCCAGACACUAACUAGCAAACACUGUCUGUGUCUUCUAACCUCCCCCCACCCCCCAGGGAGGCCGGGACAUUGACUUAUUUAUCUAACCAGCUGGUCGGUUUAUGGCCGGUGUUCCUUCCUGCUGUAUCCCUGCCAUAUCGUUUUUUAUGCAGGAUUUUUGACCAGGUAGAUUGUAACACACAUAUGCAGGAUGAAAAUGCAAACAUUAGUGUUUGUAUAUAGAUUUUACUAUAAACAUCUUAUUCCAAAUCAGUACUGGUGUUAUUCCUCCUUUCAUUAAUCCCGGGACUGUAUUAACAACUGGAGCAUGCUGUACUGUGUCCAAUUAGCAAUUCCUGACACGCUUCAUGCACUCCAUGUUUUUUUUCCGCUGAUCUGUGUUGCGCAGGUCAUUAUGGGUACGGAGUUCUGUGAACCGUGACUGAACUGCUACGGUAUAGCCUCGGUAUAAUGCAGAAACCAGUAAGGCUAGUUUCUAAAGGUAGGUGUGUUUAGCCAAAGGGGUUUUGCCAUUUCCACUGCUAAAAUACAAGGGAAACAUACAUGGGCGCUAUUUGCAUUCUUCAAAGCCGUUUGUAAUGUGUAAAAUCCGGCUAUGUAGUUUUGUUUCUCUUCAUUAUAUUUGUAACUAUUUUAAUUUACCUUGUAGCCAGUAACCAUUCAUCAACGAACUGAAUACCACUAAUGACACCCGACUCAUUAAACCAUAUAUAUAUAUCAAUAAACCUGAAAUUCCAAUUUUGAUUGUAUAUUCCUGAGCUACAAUGGUGACCGAAUUGUACCCAAACUGACAUUCAUUACAUUACAUUACAUUCACUUGCAUUAUACCGAGACUGUAAUCUUCCAUUUACUCAUUUACCCAAAGUGACUCACAAGCUGAAUAUUUACUGCAGCCAAGUAGACUGGGUGCCUUGAUAGAGAGGGUGAGAGAAGGUGCUCUUUCCGGGACCCACCACACACCAAACACCUUAGCACCACUGCGAAAAUGGACAGCAAUCAAUGCCAAAUCUCAUUAGGAAACUGGAGAUGUGUGCCGGGACGAAAAUGUUGUAUCUUACGAGGUUUUAUGGAAUGUGUAUUGUGACUGAAGCGAGGUGAAAUGCCGAUUUGUGUGGUUUGAGUUCAGAUGAGUGUCGAGUACUUGAUUUGUAACAAGUUUUUUUAUGUGAAUGCUAGGCACUUCCAAGGGAGAACUGUGUCCUAAUGAAUAAAACACCUUUAUUGCA
Messenger RNA from Paramormyrops kingsleyae, 6090 nucleotides. It is a transcript of the gene usp6nl, whose product is annotated as USP6 N-terminal like. NCBI's taxonomy places the organism in Eukaryota, Metazoa, Chordata, Actinopteri, Osteoglossiformes, Mormyridae. Gene Ontology annotation, biological process: regulation of GTPase activity. The record is from RefSeq and is a predicted model, not a curated record. Gene Ontology annotation, molecular function: GTPase activator activity; small GTPase binding.